This is a messenger RNA of Linum tenue, 1554 nucleotides long. The record is from the annotation of a GenBank genome assembly. Lineage: Eukaryota; Viridiplantae; Streptophyta; Magnoliopsida; Malpighiales; Linaceae.
UAAAAAGGCUCACUUUCAACCAUCCAUCACCAUCAUCUUCCUCAUCUUCUCCAAAACUCCAUCACAAACCCUUCUCCUUCCUUCCUUCCUUCCUUCCUUAGGGACGUAUUUUACCCUAACCCUAAAUCACCACCACCAACAAGUCAACAACAAGACGGCGGUCGGCGGCUACACCAUGCACCACAGCGACUCCUCUACAGCCGCAGCCUGCUUCUACGGCGGCGGGGAACCGAUCCAGCUGCCUUAUUCCCCUUGGUCAACUUUCCCACACCAUAAUCCGGUCAACUCAUACGAAACCCAUCACCAAGACCAAUUCCUCAUCCCGCCGCCUCUUCCGUCUUCAUCAUCAUCAUCGUACGGUGGGUUCUUCAACCGAGGCCCGUCGUCUUUGCAGUUCGCGUACGACGUCGGAUCGUCGGCAGCGGAUCAUCUGAGGAUCAUAUCCGAGACGUUGGGCCCGGUGAUCCACCACCAUCAUCCGUUUGGGCUGCAGGCGGAGAGGAUGACGGCCCAGGAGAUCAUGGACGCCAAGGCCCUGGCCGCUUCCAAGAGCCACAGCGAGGCCGAGCGGCGGCGCAGGGAGAGGAUCAACAAACACUACGCCAAGCUCCGCUCCUUGCUCCCCAGCACCACCAAAACGGACAAGGCGUCGCUGCUGGCGGAGGUGAUCCAGCACGUGAAGGAGCUGAAGCGGCAGACGGAUCUAAUAGCCGAGACCACCCCGGUCCCGACGGGACUCGACGAGCUCACCGUCGACGCCAACUCCGACGAGGACGGGAAAUUCGUCAUCAAGGCCUCCCUCUGCUGCGAGGACAGGUCCGACCUUCUCCCUGACGUCAUCAAGACCCUCAAGGCGCUGCGCCUCCGCACGGUGAAGGCCGAGAUCACCACCCUCGGCGGCAGGGUGAAAAACGUCCUCUUCAUCACCGGCGACGACGACGACGACGAAAACGCCGACGAGGGAAUUCAUCAGUAUGGGCAUCAUCAGCAACAAGCGGUGCAGCAGUACUCGAUAAGCUCGAUCCACGAGGCGCUGAAGACGGUGAUGGAGAAGGGCGGCGGAGGGGAUCACGAUUCUUCUUCUUCUUCCGGGAGUGUCAAGAGACAGCGGACUACUAACAACAACAACAAUGUUAACGUGAACAACAUCAUCGUACAACGUGAAUAACAGGUCUCUAUAACGUAUUUUCCUUGGUGCAUGUUUUUAUUAAUUAUGGGUUAGCGGAGAGGUGUCUCUAUGAUUUAGGAAAAAAAGGAGACAUCUCUCGAUUGGUUCUUACUCAAAAUGUCUUUUGGUUCAGUUUGUGUGGUGUGGCGUGUGGUUUUCUUCUUCUUUGCUUGUAUUUUUUUUUUUUUUAUAUAUAUAGAGAGUUAUAAAUGAAAUACUACGUACGUAGGACACUUUGUUUGUUCUUAGCGUUGAAAUGAUGAUGAGAAGUGACGAAGAAGAAGGACAAGUCUCUCUGGGUGUGUUUGUUUGUUUGUUUGUUGGGUGCAUAAGGUUAUUUACGUACUUUUACUCACUUUGUUGGUUGGUUUUACAACUCAUCGUCU